Molecule: messenger RNA, 4064 nt
Organism: Pimephales promelas (fathead minnow)
Lineage: Eukaryota; Metazoa; Chordata; Actinopteri; Cypriniformes; Leuciscidae
Gene: itga3a
Product: integrin, alpha 3a
Biological process (GO): cell-cell adhesion; integrin-mediated signaling pathway; leukocyte migration
Cellular component (GO): integrin complex; external side of plasma membrane
Molecular function (GO): integrin binding
Source: RefSeq, a predicted model, not a curated record
CGUUUUCAACAUCCCGGAAGAAUGACGAAUAUGAACAAUAAGUUCACAGCGUCUGACAAAUUCGCUCCUGUUCAGACCUUGAUAGACUCAUCUUUCUCCGCUCUCUGUGUCUGUCUCGCCCAACAAAACCUUCGCAGAGACUAAUAGAAAAAAAAUGAAUGCGUUUUCCUGCCACGGGCUCAGUAAAUACACGAUUGUCUUGGCUUUCGUGUUGAGCGCCGCUCGUUGCUGUCAAACGUUUAACUUGGAUGUGAGGUUUGCAGUCGUCAAAGAGGGAAACGCAGGCAGUUUGUUUGGACUUUCUGUUGCACUUCACGAGCAGGUCGUAGGAGAGAAGAGACACCUACUUCUUGUAGGAGCACCGAAGGAGAAAGCAGAGUCUGGACUGUCAGCCAAUGAGACUGGAGAUGUAUAUGCCUGUCAAAUGACUGCAGAGAGCAAAGACUGCAAAAGACUGAAUCUGCUCAACUCAAAUCCUGAUGAUAAACCAGACCCUAAAAAUGAUGUCAUAGAUGGGAUGUGGCUUGGUGUGUCGAUAGCCAGUCAGAGUCAACCAGGGGGCCGUGUAUUGGCGUGUGGCCAUCGUUAUAUACGGAACUUCGCAACCAACUUUCGCAUGAUUGGGAAGUGCUUUGUUCGUGGAAAUAAUUUAGAGUUUAACAAAACAGACUCUCAGUGGCAGUCGUAUGAUGAGGUGUGUGACCCCAGAGACGAUCAGACUAAUGAAGGAAUGUGUCUGGCUGGAAUGUCUGCUGCUGUCACUCAGAUGAAUAUCUUCCUCGGUGCACCUGGAUGCUUCAACUGGCAAGGAAAUACAUUUUCACAGUGGCAUAACCCGGAUGACGAGUUUGAUAAAGUGAAGAGAAAGCUCGAAAAAGACAUUACAAAAGGGAACAUUUACACUGGUUACUCUAUAGCUGUGGAUCGAGAUGUACUAAGCAAAGACAAAGACACAGUGGUAACAGGAGCUCCAAGAGACGAAGCCAAAGGAUCGGUGAUGAUGGCUGACUUUUUUAAUACUGUUAACAAUGGAAUAGUCAAAAGAACUAUCAUGGGGGAACAAGUAGGAUCCUAUUUUGGCAACAGUGUUGCUGUUGUGGACCUUAACAAUGAUGGCUGGAAGGAUCUGAUUGUUGGAGCCCCUUUCUAUUUUGACCGGAAAAAAGAUGAAGGUGGUGCAGUCUAUGUCUAUAUGAACCAGAACGGGUCUUUUCGUGACAAAGCUGACGUGGUCCUCACUGGGCCUAAGGAAUCCGCUUUUGGCAUGGCUGUUGUUGCUAUUGGUGAUGUGAACCAGGACGGCUUCCAAGAUUUUGCUGUUGGUGCUCCAUAUCACAGGACAGGCAGCGUUUCUAUAUGGAUGGGUAGCAACAUGGGUAUUUCCCAAAAUUCAAGUCAGGUCAUUCAUGGAAAAGAUAUCCCAGGUGGUGGAUUUCAGACAUUUGGCUAUUCCAUCAGUGGUGGCAUGGAUGUGGACAGAAACAGUUACCCAGACAUAGCGGUCGGAUCAUUAGAUGAUCGCGUGGUCUUGCUUAGGGCACGCCCCGUGAUUCAUCUAAAGAGUACUUUAACUGUGACACCAGAAGUUGUCAACCCUCAAACCUGUGAUGCCUGUAUUGAAGCAAAGAUCUGUCUCUCCUACACAUUCAACACUGGCACUACCAAUUCCCAGAAGAGUAUUACUUUUCAAUAUACGGUGGAAGCCGAUCAGCUCUCGUCUCGGAACAUUCGUGUUCAUUUCCUUGACAACAAAGAGGGCAGAUACACUGGCAAAAUGUCUGUUAAUCCGUCUGGAGAUUGUCGUUCUCUGAAACUUGGGCUGUCCAAGACGAUCCAAGACAAGGUUCAUCCGAUAGUUUUCUUGCUGAAAUUGUCUUUGGAGGAGCCUCUUCCCUCAGGCGGACCGACGUUGGAGGACCUCAGUGCUUUUCCUGUGAUCAGCCAAAGAGAUGCUCUGACUACCAAAGCUGAGAUCCACAUACAAAAAGAAUGUGGAGCAGAUAACAAAUGUGAGAGCAACCUUCAGAUGACGGCUACAUUCACAGAUGAGCAGAACACACCGUUCCCCACGCGGAACGGCGUCCAGAUUUUUUACUACACUACUGACGUGAAGAAGUUGAAGUUAAUGGUGAAUGUGUCCAACAUUGAAUCACAGGACAGGAAAGCAGAAGAUGCUUACAGGGCUCUUCUAAAUGUCACCAUUCCCUCUUCACUCAGCUACUCCAGCCUGAAUCCCAAGAACUUGAAUGUUAACUUUUCCUCCGGGGUUCCUUUUCUUCUGUGUACGCUGGGAGACCCCUUUCAAAGAAAUCAGAGAGUUGAGAUUGAGAUCACCUUUGAAACUACUGGAAUCACAUUAGACAUGCAGGAGAUUCAGACUGAAUUGCAGCUCUCAACGCAGAGCGAUCAGGAUGAUUUUUCCCUGCCGAAAGUGCUCACGGUGGAGUACGUCCUACAGCCCAUCUUUAAUAUCCCUAUCUUCAACCUUAAGACAGAAUUCAGUGGCAAUGUAAUUGGAGAAUCAGCCAUGAAAAGUACCAGUGAUAUUGGAAGCCCAGUGGAAUUCAACUUCACGGUGGACCUUUCUGGUAAACCUCUGGGAAAUCUGGGGUUUCUGGAAGUGAUCUUUCAGUGGCCUUAUGCCUUGACUAAUCAGAAGUGGCUGCUUUACCUGUCAGAGAUUCAGAUGACAGGAACGUCCAAGCCCUUCUGUGUUCCUGAAAAUAACAUCGUAAACCCCCUUAAUCUCACAGUGUCAGAGCGCAAGUCUGGGAGGAGGAAAAGAGAUGAGGACUCCUUGGAGUCUGAACCUACUGAACCGCAGACCUCACCGAAUCUGCAGGCCGUCCAGGCGAAACAGCAUGUCAUCCUUGACUGUACCAAGGGAUCUGCCCUCUGUCAGACAUUCAGCUGCCCCUUGCUUGGCAUGAACACCUCGGCCAAAAUCAUUGUCAGAGCGCGCCUAUGGAAUGGCACAAUGCUUGAGGAAUACAAUGCUGUAAGAGUACGUGUGUUUGGUAGUGCCACACUGAGUCUAAAAACAGACAAACAAACCAUCAAGAUGAGCCAUUACACCCGCGAGUUUACAGUAGAUAUAGACCCCGCAGGGUCAGAAGAGCUUCCGUAUGAAAUGCCUCUGUGGAUAAUCAUUGUGUCUGUGCUGGCUGGAGUGAUUCUGCUGGGCCUGAUUGUCAUUUUUCUGUGGAAGAGUGGCUUUUUUAAGCGGGCUGCCUACUUCCGAACUAUGCCCAAAUACCAAGGCGUGAAGAUUUGUAAGAAGGAACAGUACCAGGUAAACCAGGGCUUUUUGGUUGUGGAUUCAAUGAACAAGAAGAAACACUGGAUCACAAACUGGACUGAAAAGAAACAGUACUACUGAUGAGUGCACUCUCAAACUGUCUCUUCUAGACAGUGAAAAGUGAAACGUUUACAGACGUUUAUUAUCCAAAUCAACGCAACUCUACCUGAUUUUAUUGGAACUUCAUCCGGAUAUCUGAUAGGCCUACAAUUGAAGAUGUUCAUUUAAAACUGCCUGAUGAACUGGUUAUACAGAAGACUGUGUGUGAGAUUAAUGUUUUGAUGUUUAUUUUAUUACUGUUUUUCUACUGAAUACAUGUAUGCUGGAGGGCUCAACAAGAAGGGUUUUCUGGCUGGUUUAGCAGUUCAGAUUUUUCCCCACCACAAAUGAAAGAUUCGUUUUGACAAAAAGAUAACAAUGUUUUUAUUGUUGUUUUUUACAUUUGUCACUAAGUUCAUAUAGAAUACAGAAAACCAAACCUUUAAACAUCAAUGAAUGUGAAUGUAAAUUCAGUGUACGUGUGAACUUACUGUUGAACUGUGUAUUUUGAUUUUCAUUCUUAUUAUCUGUGUGAGGAUUUUAUUGUUAUGUGCCCUGACUGAAAAUAGCAUUUUCUCUUCAGGUUUUCGAUAUAGUGCUAAAAUCUGUUGCCCAGUCAUGACUCACUAUUUCAUCCUUCUCAUUCGGUUCUUGCUUUAUAUAUUUUUAUCUUGCAUCAGGUCACGUUUUUGUGAAACAGUGAGAAAAAAAAAAAAAAAAAAAAAAA